Messenger RNA from Spirodela intermedia, 2307 nucleotides. Lineage: Eukaryota; Viridiplantae; Streptophyta; Magnoliopsida; Alismatales; Araceae. The record is from the annotation of a GenBank genome assembly.
AUGGAGGGGUCGAGCAGAGCGCCGACGAUCAUCUCCUUCUUCCCGCUUCUGCUCCUGCUCUGCUGGAUUGAGCCGUGCGUCGGCGCCUCCGCUACCAAGACGUACAUCGUCCGCUUCGCCAGAUCCGAGAUGCCGGCGGAGUUCGUCGAGCACCGCCACUGGUACGACGCCUCCCUCCAGGCGGUCUCCGACUCCGCCGCUGUGCUAUACACAUACGACACCGUCACCCACGGCUUCUCCGCCCGGCUGACCCCCGACGAGGCCGAGGCCCUGGGUAACCGCCCCGGCGUUGUGGCCGUGAUACCGGAGACCCGGUACCAACUGCACACUACUCGCACCCCCGAGUUCCUGGGCCUCUCCAGCGACGCCGGGUUGCAACCGCAGUCGGACUCCGGCACCGACGUGGUCGUGGGCGUCCUCGACACCGGCGUCUGGCCGGAGAUCCGGAGCUACGAUGACAGUGGGUUCGGUCCGGUGCCGGAAACCUGGAAGGGAGGAUGCGACGAUUCCAAGAACUUCAAGGCGGCGGUGGCCUGCAACAAGAAACUGAUCGGGGCGCGCUUCUUCUCCAAGGGGUACGAGGCCAGCAUGGGGCCCAUCGAUGAGUCCAAAGAGUCCAAGUCCCCCCGCGACGACGACGGCCAUGGCACGCAUACUUCCACCACCGCCGCCGGAUCCUUCGUCCCGGACGCCAGCCUCUUCGGAUUUGCCUCCGGCACGGCUCGAGGCAUGGCCGCCCGCGCCCGGAUUGCCGUCUACAAGGUCUGUUGGGCCGGCGGGUGCUUCAGCUCCGACAUCCUCGCCGCCAUGGACAAGGCGGUGGAGGACGGCGUCAACGUCCUCUCCCUGUCGCUCGGGGGUGGCCAAGCCGACUACUACCGGGACGGCGUCGCUGUCGGCGCUUUCGCCGCCAUGGAGAAGGGCAUCUUGGUGUCGUGCUCGGCGGGCAAUGCAGGCCCCGGUGACGCCACUCUCUCCAACGUGGCUCCUUGGAUCACCACCGUGGGGGCCGGGACGAUCGACCGCGACUUCCCGGCCUUUAUCGCGCUCGGCAACGGCAAGAACUACUCUGGAGUGUCUCUGUAUAGCGGGAACCUCCUUCCCAACGAGGCGCUCCCGCUCAUCUACGCCGGGAACGCCACCAACGCCACCAACGGGAAUCUCUGCCUCUCUGGCACCCUGAUCCCGGAGAAGGUCGCCGGGAAGAUCGUGCUGUGCGACCGCGGCGUGAGCCCCAGGGUGCAGAAGGGUUUCGUCGUGAAAGCCGCGGGAGGUCUGGGGAUGGUCUUGUCGAACACCGCCAUAAACGGAGAGGAGCUGGUGGCGGACGCCCACAUCCUACCGGCGGCGGCGGUGGGAGAGAAGAUGGGGAACGCCAUCAGGUCGUACGCCUUGUCCGACCCGGCCCCGACGGCGACGAUCGUGUUCGCCGGCACCAAGGUGGGGGUGCAGCCGUCCCCGGUGGUGGCGGCGUUCUCCUCGCGGGGGCCCAACGCCAUCACCCCGGGGAUCCUGAAGCCCGAUCUUAUCGCCCCCGGAGUGAACAUCCUCGCCGGUUGGAGCGGCGGAGUAGGGCCUACCGGAUUGGCGUCGGACAGCCGGCGGACGGAGUUUAACAUCAUCUCCGGCACCUCCAUGUCGUGCCCACAUGUGAGCGGGCUGGCGGCGCUGCUCAAGGGGGCCCACCCGGAUUGGAGUCCCGCGGCCAUAAAAUCCGCCCUCAUGACCACCGCCUACGACACCUACAAGGGCGGCGACCAGCUGCUCGACAUUUCCACCGGGAAGCCGGCCACGCCCUUCGACGUCGGCGCCGGUCACGUGGAUCCCGUCCGGGCGCUCGACCCGGGUCUCGUCUACGACCUCUCGGUGGAGGACUAUCUCGGGUUCCUCUGCGCGCUCGGCUACACGCCGCUGCAGGUCGCCGCCAUGAGCAACCGCAACUUCUCGUGCGAUUCCGGGAAGAAGCACACCAUCUCCGACUUCAACUACCCCUCCUUCUCGGUGCCGUUCCAGACGGCGAUCUUCGGCGGCGGCGCGUCCGGCGUGACGACGGUGAAGCACACGAGGACCCUGACCAACGUGGGGACACCUGGGAUCUACAAGGCCACAGUAUCCACUAGCACCAACGAUGUGAAGGUGUUGGUGGAGCCCUCCGAGCUGAGCUUCGAGCAGCAGGGAGAAAAGAAAACCUACACCGUGACCUUCUCCGCGCCAUCGCAGCCGUCGGGCUCGUCGAGCUUCGGGAGGCUAGUGUGGUCAGACGGGAGGCACACGGUGUCGAGCCCCGUCGCCUUCACCUGGACUUGA